ACUGGAUACACAUACUAGUAUAUAUAUAAUUACUAUAUUUAGGAUAGUCAGCUACGUACCGCUACGACUAUCCAGCAUUUGCGUGCUGCCGCAACGGGAAUUGUAAGAAAUUCUCAAUUAAGUACUCGUAUCGCUGCUUAGUGCUUACCAGUUAACGCCGCAUCAAUCGCAAAUUAUGAACAACACGCAUCCGUCCCAGUCCUUAUCAAUAAUGCCGGCGUGUCUGCAUCCUGUAAUAUCUGGCUGUAAUUGCUGUCGUGGCCUCAUAGAGCAUGCAUGCCAUGCAUCCAGCUGCUGUAUAUGCAUAUAUAGGGUACAAUAAAAGUAAUAAUCACGCUAAUUAAAGGAGCACGACACAGAUGCGCCAGCAAGGGAAAGAAAUCCUCUAACACAACCGGAGUACCGUACCACCAGGUUGAACACACGUUUUACAGAAUUACAGCCAACCUUCAAAUGCCAGCAGGCCCAGAUUGCAAUCUACGCAUGUACGUACAGACUAGGGAGCCGGUAUUUUUGCCUUGUAGAUUGUUAACAUUGUUGCUUGCCGAUCGGUGGAUAUAUUAUAUUUUGUUGAGCAGCAACAAUUUUUACGUGCCAGCUGCAUCCGCAAAUUAAACAGCGGUCAAACCGGUUAAAUAGCCUACACUACUCUGUAGUCAUGCCAUUGUUCCAUGCGUCGUUAACGUUCCGUGUGGCCCACGUGCGAGCAGAUGUGGACCGGUACAAACUAGAGGAACACCGUAUUUCCGACCAUCAAGUCAUCAGAAGCUGCGUCAACCACCGGCAGGCGGCGGCCGAGCGGAGGAGAAUCCGGUGACCUUUAAGGUUGCCAUCCAUUAUGACAGUUUCCCGUAACCGGUACAGAUUACAGAACAUGGCCUAUGCAGUCAUAUUUACGUGCAGUGUCUGUAUAUGCAGCAAGCUAAAAAGCAGUUCAAUCAUCGCAUAUAAGUCAGGCCGGCGCAGUGAAUUUCAUAAUGCAGUUUCUUAAAUCUGUUUCUUAAAUCUUAGAUCCGUAGUAGUGUCUGUGUCAUUCAGUUGCAACGCGAAGAUCAAAUGGCGCCGCAGGGUGCAUGUGUCGUGAUCAUCGCCUGGUCGAACGCUUCCGCUGAGGUCAUGUUGUGGCAACAAUGCAAUGCAGCCGGCUUUUCGUUUUAGUAAUAAGUAUACAGUAAUAAACGUACGUGCACGCAGUGUAAAAUAAGUUCAGUUCGGUGGUGUGCAUGUUCACGUGGCUCACCCAUCUCUUAUAAUAUUAUCGCGGUAGCAACUGCCUACGAAUAAACAUCGUCCGUGUCUUCUGUGUACUGCAACGUCGUCAACAUCGUUCUCUGCUUCCAACUCGCAACUCUCUCCACGAUUACGUACGCGGUCUAAAUCAGCAAUCGCACAACAGCACGAUACUAGGCUGGGAUCUUUCACAUCCAUACGUGCCCUCUUCUUUCUGGACACCGGAAGUCGGACGCAUUUGUGCUCCGGCAGUGGAUACGCUCUACACCGCGUACAGUUUUAUAUCUUUUUAUAGAACCGACGCCGCUCUCAUGUAAGCACUGAGCACACUAAUCAUUACAGCCUCUGCGGGCAUUUUGAAUAUACUUCUGGAUAUUUCUUGGACCAUGUGUCGAUGUCGGAAGGCGAUCAGAUUACGGUUAAAAGGACUGCCAACCAUGAACCCGUAAACGAUGGAUGAACGUGAAUUCCAUUAGCCAAUUGUCGGCGGUCGACGGCAAGACGCAACUAUCCUUCCCUCCCGGGAAUGGGCUGGACGGCGCCCCUCCGCGCCCUCCUUCUGACCGGAUGCGCCACCCUUCUCCUGCUGCACUACGCCGGGCCCCCGACCCACACCUUCCGCCGCACCGAAGGCGCCCACCGAACGGACCGCUCCGGACGUCGCGCUCCCCCUCCCGACGCUGUCCCGGUGGGCGACCGGCGUCUGCCCACUGUGGCGGACAUCUUCAACCCCGAGUGCGGCCGCUUCAACGGCAGCGUGCAGGCGCCCUACUUCCUGGACUACACCGCCUCCGUCCGCACCUUCCCCACCUGGACACCGCGCCAGCCGCUCCCGCCCGGCCGCUACCACUUCGCCAUCAUGACCUCGCCCAAACACUACUUCUACCGCCGCGCCAUCCGCGAUACCUGGAUGAAAACGCUGCAGCUGGAGGCGGAGUGGCAUCUCAAUGCCGGCUGCGCGGAUGCGCACGCGCGGACGGGCUCGGCGCGCUUCUACGUCGGGCAGACGGCGGAGCUGCGGGUGGCGCAGCGGCUGGCCGAGGAGUUCCGCCAGUUCCCCGACGACAUGGUCUUCAUCCAGUUCUGUGAUGUCUACGAGAGUCUGCCGCUCAAAACCUACAAUGUCUUUCACACCCUCCACGCCACUCUUCCCGCGUCGGUAGAAUGGGUGGUAAAGAUCGACGACGACGUGCUGCCCAACCUCUUCCUCCUGAUGGACUGCUUCCCGCCCCUCACCCAGCUAGUAGCCGCCGCUCCGGGCGGUGAGUUAGUGCAGAUCCUGGGGAGCGUGGGCGUGAACAAGAGCACGGAGGAGCGCUACGACCCGCGCUACAUCAUCCCGCGGCAGCGCUACAACGCCUCGCUGUACCCGCCCUUCGCGCACGGACCCGCCUACCUGGUGGGGCGGCCGGCGGUGGGGGCGCUGUUGGCGGCGGGGCGCCGGACGCCGCUGAUCAACCUGGAGGACGUGUGGUGGACGGGGCUGGUGGCCAGCCGGGCGGGCCUGCAGCUGCGCAACAUCCACCGCUUCGUCCUGGGCGGCAUCAACGUGUGGAAGCAGCUAGCCGGCGGACACCACCGCACCGACAAGGCCGUCUGGUUCUACCACGACAUCGGGCCCAAACUGCUGGUCAAGUACUGGCCCAACAUCACGCAGUGCUGCGGCUGCUUCAGUCAGCACUGCUGGAUCUAUCAGGCGGUACGGAUCUAACGCGUCCUUCCUUCCUUCCUGCUCGACAACGGCGUACGAAGGUGUUCAGCGUGCUACUGCCAUGUUUAGAAUGAUUGCGCUGUACGUUUACCUUUCUCGUGUAAAAAACACGUUCACGUUGAAUGAUCUCUUUUCUGGACAGAGCUAUAAUAUCUUAUGUGUCGCCGAUUUAACUGGAUGAUACAUGCACGUUAUUCUUAUGUUGUACUCGAAUAUCUGAUAAAUUCCUGAGAGGUGACUGA
Molecule: messenger RNA, 3183 nt
Organism: Paramacrobiotus metropolitanus
Lineage: Eukaryota; Metazoa; Tardigrada; Eutardigrada; Parachela; Macrobiotidae
Product: beta-1,3-galactosyltransferase 1-like
Exons: 2
Coding region: 1757-2941 (394 amino acids)
Cellular component (GO): membrane
Molecular function (GO): hexosyltransferase activity
Source: RefSeq, a predicted model, not a curated record